AUGGUUCCGCGCACCGGGCUGGCAUCACCUCAUCACCUCCCGGAGUUUAAAGAAGCUGCCUGCCAGCACUCCGACGCCGGAGUGUUUUUUUGUUGGAUGCCCGAGUCCCGCGUUUCAGUUCUCCCAGCCGAUCACCUGACUCCCCAGCGAUCAGCGGGGGGGCAUCGGACCUUCUCCACCCCCGCCGAGACGGAGCUGGCCUGUCCGCCCUCCAACGCUGCCUCCUCGUUUAGGACCUCUUUCUGCCUGGAACCACAGACGCCUUCCCCGAAUCCUAUUCCGUCAUCGUCCCAGUAACCGCUGUUUCCCGAUCCCCUCGCCGAAGACCCCCCACAUCACGCUGUUCGUUGUGGAUGUACAAUAAAUAUCUUUAACUGACUUUCGUUCAAAUUCUGGUGUUCUGCAUGUGGGCAAGACACGUUAAC
Molecule: messenger RNA, 425 nt
Organism: Menidia menidia (Atlantic silverside)
Lineage: Eukaryota; Metazoa; Chordata; Actinopteri; Atheriniformes; Atherinopsidae
Source: the annotation of a GenBank genome assembly